AUGGAUAAUCGUGACUAUGGCAGCACAGUCGGGAAUUCUACCAAAAUCCAACAAGGCAAUGAGGAUUCGUCUAUGAUUAAAAGAAAUCAGAUCGUGCCAAGCUCAACAAAACCACACCUUACCGAGGAAUCCAUGUUUUGCGGCGGAAUAAUAAAACCUGUGGUGUCUGUCGUCGCAGUAUUGGUUAUCACAUUAACGGGCGUUGGCCUUUGUCUAUACUUCACCGGUAUCUUUAGAGGAAAUAUAAGACAAGACACUUCAAAAAACAACUAUACAACCACAACAGUUGGUGUUCCGAUCAUACCAGACGUCUCGACGACAGUUGAACAAAACAACAAGAUGACAACAGAAGAUACCUUGGCAACAGUUGAACAAAACGCCAGGAUGACAACAGCAGAUGCCUUGGCAACAGUUGAACUAAACGCCAGGAUGACAACAGCAGAUACCUUUGCAACAGUUGAACAAAUUGACAAGAUGACAACAACAGAGCCCUUGACAACAUUUGAACAAAACGUCAGGAUGACAACAGCAGAUGCCUUUGCAACAUUUGAACAAGACGCCAGGAUGACAACAACGGAUACCUUGGCAACAGUUGAACAAAAUGCCAGGAUGACAACAGCAGAUACCUUAGCAACAGUUGAACAAAACGCCAGGGUGACAACAGCAGAUGCCCUUGCAACAGUGGAACAAAACAACAAGAUGACAACAACAGAGCCCUUGACAACAGUUGAACAAAACGCCAGGAUGACAACAGUAGAUACAUUGACAACAGUUGAACAAAACGCCAGGAUGACAACAACAGAUACAUUGACAACAGUUGAACAAAACGCCAGGAUGACAACAGCAGAUGCCUUGGCAACAGUUGAACAAAACGCCAGGAUGACAACAACAGAUACAUUGACAACAGUUGAACAAAACGCCAGGAUGACAACAACAGAUGCCGUGGAAACAGUUACACAAAACGCCAGGAUGACAACAGCUGAUACCUUGGCAACAGUUGAACAUAACGCCAGGAUGACAACAGCAGAUACCUUGGAAACAGUUGAACAAAAUGAAAAGAUGACAACAAAAGAGCCCUUGAUCAAUGAAGAUGAUACUUUCAUAGUAACUUAUGGCGAAUGGACAAAAUGGAGUCUUUGGUCAAGUUGCAGUGUCACGUGUGAUAGAGGAAGUCAGACCAGAACGAGGCUUUGUCGAAAGAAAUCACCAGAGGAUAUUGAUUGUGAUGGAGAGGACGCAAUUACAAGAAUCUGCGACAAUGGAAUGUGUCCUGAUUGUAAUAAAACGUGUCCAUCGAAUAAACUUUUGAAUGGAAACUGCACAGCUUGCAUAUGUCCUUCUAAUAUUAGACACAUCCAAGUUUUCAAUACAAAAAUGGUCCCAAUAGAUGGCGUGACUGUUGCGAAUCUGGAGACUCAGUACGAAAUAUUGGGAACAACCGCCGAUUCAAAUGGGAAUACAAUUGAUUAUCUUUGUGAAUCAGAUUUGUUGAUAUUCAAGAAGUUGAAGUAUGUGGAUGUCACAUUAUCUGUUGGUGGGGUCUCUUCCGAUCCGAUUGUGGUUACCAUGGAAACAACAGAAACAAUUGAGAUCGUGAGCCAUCCUCAAGAUGCAGUAGCCUUGACUGGUGAUUCCGUCAACUUCACCUGCAGAGGUAUAGGGAAACCUGCGCCCGACGUUUAUCAAUGGUUUAAGAACGGGAAACUUCUAACAAUCAACCCAUCAUCAAAUGAUAUCCGAUUGACGUUAACUGGUGUGAAUGAUAGUGACAAGGGACUGUAUUACUGUAAAGCUAGCUCAGACUAUAGCUCUGCAAUAUCCAAUAUCGCUUCCCUUGAUGUUAAAGAUGAUGGAGAGCGUUUCUGUGAUACCUCACCCCUAUCACACCUCAAAACAUUGCCAAAAGACUGUCCACAGACUAGUGAAAAUCCCCUGCUGUAUGAAGUUGGUCGUUGCCGUAGAAACGAGUGUAUUCAGCGGCCAAAGUCAAAUACUGAAUCCGAAUAUUGCUGUGGUCCCAUACGCCAGACAACCAGAAGUAUUGCAUGCGUGGACUAUUCAAUCGACAUUGUUGUGACUUUGGAGUGUGGUUGCAUCAUUUGUAAUCAGGCUAAUAUUACAGGCAAUAUGAUAACUAGCGUUCGUAAGAUCACUUUUAGCGGAUUUGCUCAUGAUAUAGUUGAUAAAAAUUUCCCUCUUAGAUUUGGAAAGGUAUUCUUAUUUGAUGAAGAGGUUGCAACAGCAAGUUUUAAUGAAAUUCCAUCAUCAGAAACGACAACUCUCUCCUUGGCUAACUCAACGUCUGGGAGUUCAUUUGCUGACGUCAUUAUUCCCGGUGAGUCAUUUUACAAAGCUAAUGGUGAGAAAUACAACGGUCCUGUUCAAACAGCUAUAAACUUCUUAGACCCUCGGAAUAAUGAAGACCUCAGUGCCAUGGUAGGGGAUCUAACAUUCACUAAUGACGAUGGGGAUAUUGGGUCAUUGCAAACAUUCGGAAUGUUCCACCUAGCAUUUAGUGAUACGGCCGGAAAUGAUCUUAACAUCAAAGGAGAAGUAGGCAUGGCAAUAAGCGCUGAUGUCAUAGGUGCAGGACUGCAGAACGCAACGAAUGUAAAGCUUUGGUCUUUUAACCCCUCCUCUGCGAGAUGGGAAUAUGAAGGGAAUUUGAGACGAGUGUCAAAUAGAAAAAAGCGAUCACAGGCUCAGGACACCACAGACUUUUUUGUUGGUGACGCAGUCAUAACAGAUCGUUACUGGUUCAACUUUGAUAACAAUCAGUUAAAUUACUGUUUCAUUAAAGUGAAAACAUAUAGUGACUCGAGCUCAGCAUCACCAUUACCCUGGGACAGCUCUCUAGAACCUACUGUAAUUUCAUUGGAUCAAACAUCAAGGCAGGCUGGCAGCGCAGGACGCAUUGUCACAGGCAGUAUGAGUAAAGAUUAUUUCACAGGUGUAGAAUCUAAUAAAGACUGCAUACUAACAGUCUGUGGUGAUAAUGAUUUCCAUGGAUACCUGUUCAUGGACACUCCAGAAGGUUCAUUGAGCGCUUCACCAAAUCUUGGUGGCUCUAGCUCAGCUGUCCCCAGUGUGAAUAUAACACUUGAUCAACUGAAAUCAACCAGUCGAGGGAAAGUAAUUGAGACAAACCUUGGGAACCCUUUCGGUAUCCGUGAAGACACAACCAUAGAUCAAACAACAUGUAUUGAAUUCAAAGGAAGUGGAGAUAUAGUUACACAAUCUGGUAUAGCGUCAGACCAGACUAUAGUUGAAGUUCUUGUAGAAGGCACAGACUGUACAGUAGAGUCUGUUGCUUCUAGUCUGCAACAAUACCAGAUAAACACAACGUAUAAUAAUGCAUCAAUAGUUUCAUUUAAACCACCUUCUGCCUCUCUCAUAAGCGGGAUAGAUUUUGGGAUAUACGUAGAUGAUAAUAACGAUGUCCAAACUGCCAAAACUACCGCCAAAGCAAGGUGUCUAUGUGCUGAUUUUCAGCAAGGCCAAACGUGUAAUACACCCGAACCAACAGUCGGAGUUGCAGUAACUAUAACAUGUAAGACUGGUGAUGAUUAUGGUUAA
Owenia fusiformis is the source of this 3576-nucleotide messenger RNA. The record is from the annotation of a GenBank genome assembly. Lineage: Eukaryota; Metazoa; Annelida; Polychaeta; Sabellida; Oweniidae.